Messenger RNA from Trichoderma reesei QM6a, 1215 nucleotides. It is a transcript of the gene ro-4, whose product is annotated as centractin. The coding region runs from base 4 to 1146 and encodes 380 amino acids. NCBI's taxonomy places the organism in Eukaryota, Fungi, Ascomycota, Sordariomycetes, Hypocreales, Hypocreaceae. The record is from RefSeq and is a predicted model, not a curated record. The transcript has 4 exons.
AAAAUGACGGAAAUACUGCACAAUGCCCCGAUUGUGCUGGACAACGGCUCGGGCACCAUCCGCGCGGGCUUCGCGGGCGAGGACCUGCCCAAGUGCUUCUUCCCCUCGUGGGUCGGCCGGCCGAAGCACCUGCGCGUCCUGGCCGGCGCGCUCGAGGGCGACCUCUUUAUAGGCAACAAGGCUUCCACCGAGCUGAGGGGCCUGCUCAAGAUCCACUACCCGCUGGAGCACGGUGUCGUGACCGACUGGGACGACAUGGAGCGGAUCUGGGAGUAUGUGUACGGCGAGGGACUCAAGACGCUGAGCGAGGAGCACCCAGUUCUGUUGACAGAGCCUCCGCUGAAUCCUCGGAGCAAUCGCGACACGGCGGCGCAGAUUCUGUUUGAGACGUUCAACGUGCCCGCGCUGCACACGUCGAUCCAGGCGGUGCUGUCGCUCUACGCCAGCGGGCGGACGACGGGCAUCGUGCUCGACUCGGGCGACGGCGUGUCGCAUGCGGUUCCCGUGUACGAGGGCUUUGCCAUGCCCAGCAGCAUACAGCGCAUCGACGUCGCGGGCCGCGACGUGACGGAGUAUCUGCAGACGCUGCUGCGCAAGAGCGGCUACAUCUUUCACACGAGCGCGGAGAAGGAGGUUGUCCGGCUGAUCAAGGAGAGCGUGUCUUAUGUGGCGCAUGACCCGAAGAAGGAGGAGAGGGACUGGAUCGGGGUGAAGCCGAACGAGAGCAAGUUUGCCGAAUACGUGCUGCCAGACGGGCACAAGCUCAAGAUUGGCGCUGAGCGGUUCAGGGCUCCGGAGAUUCUCUUUGACCCUGAGAUUAUCGGCCAGGAGUAUCCUGGCGUGCACCAGAUUGUUGUGGAUGCCAUCAGCCGCACCGACUUGGAUCUCCGGAAGUCGCUGUACAGCAACAUUGUGCUGUCUGGAGGCAGCACGCUGACAAAGGGCUUUGGUGACCGACUCCUGACGGAACUGCAGAAGCUGGCGGUCAAGGACAUGAGGAUAAAGAUUUUUGCGCCGCCAGAGCGCAAGUAUUCGACUUGGAUUGGAGGAAGCAUUCUCGCUGGUUUGAGCACCUUCCGCAAGAUGCUGGUGAGCAUUGACGACUGGCAUGAAAACCCGGAUAUCAUCCACACGAAGUUUACAUGAUUUACGACUUGGGGCGGGCGUAUCGGCAUAGAGGCGAGCGAGAGUCUUUGCAUGUCUGCUGCUUUGGUU